Molecule: messenger RNA, 1405 nt
Organism: Capsicum annuum
Lineage: Eukaryota; Viridiplantae; Streptophyta; Magnoliopsida; Solanales; Solanaceae
Product: UDP-URONIC ACID TRANSPORTER 1
Exons: 4
Coding region: 228-1160 (310 amino acids)
Cellular component (GO): Golgi apparatus
Molecular function (GO): antiporter activity
Source: RefSeq, a predicted model, not a curated record
CAACUUCACACAUUCCCUACAAAAGUUCCCAAGCACACACACAAAAUAAACACAACCCAAACCAAACAAAAGCCACCUCUCUUUACACACAACAAAUCAAGAAAAAAACACACACACACACACACUGCAUCAAACUUUCCAUGAAUGAACCAACCCCAUCUCCAUUCUCUCUACCUUAAUCCAAAAUCAAACAACACCCCAUCACCCUCAUUCCCUCCACCUCCACCAUGUCCACAACACAAUCAGAAAAACAAGCACUUUUCAUUACAUCAUUAAUCAUCUUUUGGUACUCAUCAAACAUUGGUGUCCUUCUCCUUAACAAACUUUUACUUUCCAAUUAUGGCUUCUCCUUUCCAAUCUUCCUUACCAUGUGUCAUAUGUCUGCUUGUGCUGUUCUUAGCUAUGUCUCCAUUGUUUUCUUGAAAAUUGUGCCUUAUCAAAGGAUCAAAUCAAGAUCACAACUUUUAAGAAUUUCUACACUUAGUAUUGUCUUUUGUGGUUCUGUUGUUGGUGGUAAUAUCUCUUUAAGGUAUUUGCCUGUUUCAUUCAAUCAAGCUGUAGGUGCUACAACACCAUGUUUCACUGCAUUGUUUGCUUAUCUUAUGACUAUGAAGAGGGAAGCUUGGCUUACUUAUGGUUGUCUUGUUCCUGUGGUUGCUGGUGUUGUCAUUGCAAGUGGGGGCGAGCCAAAUUUCCAUCUUUAUGGAUUCAUUAUGUGUAUAGGUGCAACUGCUGCUCGGGCUUUUAAGUCCGUUCUUCAGGGCGUUUUGCUUUCCUCCGAAGGGGAAAGGUUGAACUCCAUGAAUCUCCUUCUUUACAUGUCGCCAAUUGCCGUUCUAGUUUUAUUGCCGGUGACACUCGUAAUGGAACCCAACGUGAUAGAUGUCACCGCGACACUUGCAACGGAACAUAGAUACCUUGGUCUACUUAUUUUGGUCAAUUCUACAAUGGCAUAUGGAGCCAAUUUGUUGAACUUUUUGGUGACUAGGCAUACCAGUGCAUUGACACUUCAGGUCCUAGGAAACGCAAAAGGUGCUGUGGCUGUUGUUAUAUCGAUUCUUAUUUUCCGAAACCCUGUAACUUUCAUUGGAAUCGCGGGCUAUACAAUUACCGUGAUGGGUGUUGUUGCUUACGGAGAAGCCAAAAGAAGAUACAAAUAGAGGUUGUAGGUUUAUCUCCGAUGAAGGCUUAGACAGACAUAUUUUAGACUCAAACACAAACCGGAUUUCACAGCUACGUUGUAGGUUGUAGCACAUAGAUAGAGAGGAAACCGAAAACUAGCAGCUGAUAAAAAUCGUUGCUUUAGACAAUGCAUAUGUAGAAAGCCUAUUUCAAUUGUUCCCGUAUGUAUUCAUGUAUUCGAUUCUGAUGUUGUUACGUUAAAGUAAUUCGAUCUCUUGUUCGA